This is a messenger RNA of Entamoeba invadens IP1, 3699 nucleotides long. RefSeq names its product guanine nucleotide exchange factor, putative. The record is from RefSeq and is a predicted model, not a curated record. Gene Ontology annotation, cellular component: plasma membrane. NCBI's taxonomy places the organism in Eukaryota, Evosea, Mastigamoebida, Endamoebidae. Gene Ontology annotation, molecular function: guanyl-nucleotide exchange factor activity. The coding region runs from base 1 to 3699 and encodes 1232 amino acids. The transcript is spliced from 3 exons. Gene Ontology annotation, biological process: positive regulation of GTPase activity; Ras protein signal transduction.
AUGCAACGACUUUGUGAACGUUGCCAAGCACUUGUUGGUCCGCUUGCCAAUGAUAUUAGAAAUUUGCGGACAGUAGUGUUGGGUGGUGGGUCGAAUCACUACGAAGAAAUGGUCGCCCAUUUGAGUUCAAUUAAGUCCCAUACGAAUGAACUCCGUUUGAAGUUGUCUUCAAUCGACUGUUUUUGUGCAACCGAUGAUGUGUUGGAGAUCUAUGACACCGUCGUUGCAAGUGUCGAUGAUCUUGAAAACGAAAUCACUCCAGUGGUUAAUUGCUCACGAAAAACAUUGUUGGAAGACGACGGAGAAGCCAAACUCAUGUUCAGUCAAUUAAUGAGGGAAAUGACACAACACUUGUUUAAUAUACGAAACGGACUCACACAACUCUCUCAGAAAAUUAUGACAAUGAGAAUGGCCACUAUCAAACCGGAGUUAAGAGGAGACUUUUCAAGUCUUUUGGAAAUCAUGAACAAAACCACCGAAAUUGUUAAGAACAAAGACUUCCAAAACGUCUUAAGUGUUGCGACACAAGCUAAAGACCGAAUGAUCUCGCUGACCAAAUUAGCAGUGCAAACGGGGGCAUCAGACAACGACCAAAAAGCAGUAGUUCUUUCCUUUAGAAAUUUACUUUCUGAAAUCAUCAAAUUGAAAAAUCUGCAAGGCAAUGUCGCCGAAGAAGAAGUUAAAGUCGUCUACGCACAAAUUGAUAUCUUCAAACGAGCUAUUCGAGCAGUCGCAAUGGGCAAUUCAGUGGUCCUACCAAAUAGAGCGCCAGCACCACGAGAGUCAAGUCUUGGGGAAUUAAAAGAAGAAAGCCAAAGCCCAAUGUCCGAAGCUGACAUCGCCAAGAGAGUUCGAGAAGAAGAAAGAAAGCGACUUGAGGAACAAUUGCAAGAGACUAAAAAAGCGGAAGAGGAGAAGGAAAGAGCGCGACUCGAACAAGAAAAGAAGGAAGCGGAGAUUAAAGCUCAGCAAGAGAAAGAAGCACAGAAAUUGGAACAAUCAUCAGAACAACAGAAGUCAAAUGCAGAUGAAGUACGUAAGAAUGAGUUAUUAGAGAAAUUAGACCAAAUUAACAUGAGUCUUCUGAGAGAAAAGGAAGAACUUGACAAUUUGCUUAAAGCGGAAAAGGAACAAAUCAACUCAUGCACCACAGACAAAGAAGCUUUUAAAGAACUCAGAGAGAUGAAAAAACAAAAGGACGCAUUAAUUUUGCAGCGCGACAUGAUUAAGAAUAGACUCGAAGUCUUACACAAGUCGGAAAAGGCAGUGCGAAAGCCUUUAAAAAUCAAAGGAGACUUCGGAAAGACGAUUAAAAGACAGAAGUAUUUGUCUAAGGAAAUGCCAGUGUUUAAGCAGUCUGCCGUGGAACUUAGAAAACAACUUGAAAUUGAUAAGUCUGCGCGUGUUAUCAAACAGAUGAAUGACGACAAUGCAACUUCCAUUGUCGACAUCGCAAGACAAUUAACCGGAUUGUCUAAUACACUUGAUUUGGACAAUGUCGAGAACACUACAGAUGUGUACCAAAUAUUGAGACAGACAGACUUCAACUCAAUUGCGCUGAGAAUUACUUCGCCGAAGUUCAGGAUUUCUUCCUCAAUUUCUUAUAUUGGACAUUUUGUGCCAGACAACGAAUACGAUCCAGAGAAGGACGUCGUUGCUAUUGAAAAGUACGAGAAGGAGGCGUUCUACGAUUUAGCUGAAAAGGCAUCUGAUAUUGCUACAACCGUGGAAGAUAUGAUGUGCUUUGGAUCUUUGUCUAUUGUUGCCAAAGACUCUUCGGACGACUAUUUGAAUGAUUUACUCGGAAGUUGUCAAUUGGCGCGAAAGGCCGUUGUGACAUUUAUGAAUGCGAUUCCGGAGAUAUAUGGCCAUGGACUUGAGUGUAAGAGUGACGACAAAGAUGCUUUGAUAGUGAAGUACAGAGAACGUGUUUUAAAGAUUCCAGUCAUUAACCCAGUGACUAAGAAAAAAGACGAUGAAAUCGAGUUAGUCGAUUAUUACCAAGGAAAUGUCACAAAGAUAGAACGGACCGACUUUAAGUCUGAAGCGAAGUUAAAGCAUGUGGAAGCAGCGCUUGGCCUGAAUGCUUCGAUUGGAGUGAAGAAGUUGUACCAAACGGUUCAGAUCAAUGCGGAAAAGAUCCGAUCGGUGGUUGGGCAGUUUCUUGCGAUGUCGAAGUGCAUUUCACAUCUGCAACCAAAGGACUUUAAAAAUUUGAAGGACAAAAGAGUGUUUGAUUCAAAGGACUUUGAGAAGGAGUGCGACAAAAUCGAUAAGGACGCGUCCAAGGAAUUUUCUUCACAGAUCAAGAAGGACCAAUUCUUUACUAUCAAUUUGGAACAAGACUUUGACAUUGAAAUUCUCUACAUUUUUGAGAUCUUGACAUUAUCAAAACAACUGAUGAAUUACAUUCAAGACUUCAUCGACUGUGUACAGACAGUUGUUGCCUUCCAGAAGAGACAGGACACAAUGGAAGCAAUUAUAGACGAAAAGAGUGUCACAGAAGAGUUGGCUUCAAACACGAAAUUGAUCAAAAUAAAGAAUGACAGAAUCACUUGUGGGAGUUUGAAUAUGAUCAUAUACCAAUUUGUCAUGGAAAAUAACACCUUUGAAAAACAGUUCUUUUCAACAUUCCAAUUUUACACAACUCCAACAGUUGUCUUGAGUAAAUUGGUUGGGAUGUACUUUGGCGCUAUUGACAAACAAUUUGGACCAAAGACGCUGAUUGCUAUGAAACACUUUAUCGACGAAUUUUACGCCAUUUUCGACUCGCGCGCGAUUUCAGUGAUCCACCAAUUUAUCGAGAAAUUGAAACAGCGAAAUGAAAACAGUAACUUUGACGCGUUCUCUGCUGUUAAUUUGCGAGAAGAAACUAAACUGAACCACACCAUCUCUGAAAAUUUAGUUCCUCCAAUUACAUUCUUCAUUCCUCUUGAAGCAACUUCACCGUCGAAUUUUGUGUUAAUGUCGGACCCAAGUGAAGUUGCAAGACAGCUCACCUUAGUCAUUUCGAAUCUCUACCAAAAAAUCGAGAAACAACAGUUCUUCAACAAAGCGUGGUCUAACGAGAAGCUUGCGCCACAGGCAAUGGACUUAAUUCGUGUCAUGCGUUACACUGAAGAAAUCUCCGACUGGAUUGUCACCAUCAUUUUGUUGAUGUUCUCUGCCGAGAAUAGAGUCAAGGCUGCAAUUCGAUUCAUCCAAAUAGCAGACUACCUUAAUAAAUUGAACAACUUUCAACUCCUCUAUGGCAUCAUCCAGGCGUUUGAUCAGAAGUCGAAGAUAUGGAGUUUGAAGUUACUUGACUCCAUUCCGUCCAAGUUCGUCAAGAUGUUUUCGUCUCUUUCUAAAGUUGUGAAUGAGAAGAACGACUUCAAAAACUACCGACAAAUCAUUUCAAAGUGCAAUGAACCGUGUAUUCCUUUGUUACCAGUUGUGUUAAAAGAUCUUGAAAAGAUUCAUGACAAUGAACCGGAUAAAGUGAAGCUUGGGAAGGUCGAAGUGAUCAAUGUAAAGAAGGCUGAGAUGGUAGUUGACGAAGUUGAGAAAUUCAUGAAGCUGUAUUCGAGUACCUAUCCAUUCCCUGCAGUCGAGCCGUUUUCUACGUAUCUGAAAGGAAUAGAGAAUAUGGGGAGCAAGACGCGCAAUGAAGUCACUUCGAUGUGGACCAGGUUGUUGGACCAGAGUCUCGUUAAUUGA